Parathielavia appendiculata is the source of this 1112-nucleotide messenger RNA. RefSeq lists its product as uncharacterized. The transcript has a single exon. The coding region runs from base 188 to 919 and encodes 243 amino acids. Lineage: Eukaryota; Fungi; Ascomycota; Sordariomycetes; Sordariales; Chaetomiaceae. The record is from RefSeq and is a predicted model, not a curated record.
CAUAGCCUGUGAUUCUCUCACAGGCCGGCGUUUCGUCAGGUUUCUCUUCUGCGCGAACUGAUUUGCCAAGAGUCGUGGGUGUCUGGGAAGAAAACACCCCUGCCCGCAUCUUGAUUCUCCACUUCUGCUCAAAUCUGCAGGCCACACCCUUCUCACCGCCAACCCCAGUAUAUCGUCCCGAUCGAGUAUGUAUUGUACCCCUGAUCUGAUGAGGAAUGCCUUUGACAAGCCUGGCCUGGCAUCUUUGCCUGCUGAUGGGGCCUUCCUCGGCUUCGGGAUGCGGUGGAGAUAUGGCACUCGGAUGAGAAGCCGUCCGCACUUCCCCAUACUCACUUCACUAGGCCUCCGACUCUUCCCGUUGCCGCUGAAAAGCAUUGCCUUCCCAAUGGAUCAAACUGUCCUGCUCACAGCACACGAAGACGACCCACAGCAAGAGGAACAUGGCGGCGGUUCCGUUCGGUGUCAAUUGCCGGGCUCGGCAAGUCUGGACCUCGGUCGCCACAGGCAAAUCGAUUGCAAGUCUGGACCGGGGAGCAGCAAUCCAUCUCCAACAUCACACACAGUUCGGGAUCUCGGCAGCAAAACCGGGCCAACGGCGACUCUCUCUGUAUCAAUUGCUCGUGGGCUGGCCAUUGCUCAGUGGCACAGACUAACAACGUCCGUCCGUCAUCGACUCAUCAUAGAUAGGAUGGACCACUUGCUGGUCGCCCUGGCCUCAUCGUCUGCCCGGCCUAUCAGACGCAGAUACAAUCCGACACACAGCAGCAAAUCAUCACCAGUAAAACCACACACGCUGAUGCAAGGCCAACAUUGCAUGGACAUACCUGGAUUCGCUUGCAUCCACCACUGUAUCGCGGCUGCAGAAGAAGGCAUCCGGUUUCUAGUACAACAAAGAUAUACAACCCGCCGGAUCUCUUAGUCCUAGCUUGCUGAACAAACUACCAUGUAGUAUGCCUCAACAAAGCUAUUGUCGCCGUAAUACACAUGGCCCAUGGCUAGCUCGCCAUCGGAGAGACAGCCAUUCCACUUGUUACCGGUCAGCCAUUGAAAACCGUUCUGAUCAUGGCCCAGGCAGCGUGUUCUGGAGAGCAUCAACACCCAAGUUUGUCAAC